CAUAUCUUAACUCUUUUGAGCGAAACCCAUUCAUUCAGCAAAUCGCCAAUCUUAAAGAAAGAUCGCCAAAUUCCAUCUAUGAUGUCGAGUCUCACUCUUCUGAUCGUCUUAAAUUUUUUCCUAGUGAUAGCUAGUGCGUUUCCAGAUGGUGCCCCAGUGGAUGCUUGCGUUAAACCCAGACCAAAUCAGCCGUACCAUGGUCAGGCACGAUCCCAACCUGUCCAUACAAGCCCCUAUCAGAUCCUACAGUCCAGUGGUACCUAUGGGCCUGGAUCCCAAAUAACAGUCACUAUCCAGGGUGCUGACACGUUCAAGGGCUUCCUGAUACAGGCUAGAGAUGCAGCCACCAAUAACUGGAUUGGGGGAUGGAUAGAAACCCCCAACACUAAAAUCCACCCCGAGUGCAGUGCUAUCACACAUGCCGACCCAAAACCGAAAGCCCAGGCUACAUUGUUAUGGCAGGCUCCUGCUAAUUCUAGAGGAGGACAGGUUUAUUUCACGGGUACUGUGCUGAAGGAGUAUUCCACAUUUUGGUCAGAGCUGGUAUCCCAGGUCAACCAGUGAAGACAUUCAUCAGUGUCCAAAUAAUCAUACUUCCACCAGUCAUUGCAUAUGUACAUUGCCAUUAUAAGAACAUUUUUUAACAUCCAUUAUUCAUUAUAUC
Messenger RNA from Coccinella septempunctata (seven-spotted ladybird), 664 nucleotides. Its product is annotated as putative defense protein 3. The coding region runs from base 79 to 564 and encodes 161 amino acids. Gene Ontology annotation, molecular function: oxidoreductase activity, acting on metal ions. NCBI's taxonomy places the organism in Eukaryota, Metazoa, Arthropoda, Insecta, Coleoptera, Coccinellidae. The transcript has 3 exons. The record is from RefSeq and is a predicted model, not a curated record.